CCGGCUAUUAGGGGAAAAACUGAAUUAGGACGAAAACAGGAAGACUGGGUUGCUUAACGUAUUGUUUUAGAAAGGACGAGGUUCCCCCUUAAACGCAGCUCGGCUUAACCCUGUUAUUGUUGCUGGUUUUCUUUACGACAAUCAAAGGGCAGCCUCCCCACUCCUGUCUGACAAACAACCGCUUUAAAUAAGUCAGGAGCUUCCGUCUCCCGAGAAACACGUCUUGGCUACGCCGGCUUUUAUUUUCCUGUUUCCACACGUCCGUUUCCUAAACCCGGGAGUUGCUUUUUUUUUCUUUGCAGGAGAGAGGCCCGCCUGGGCUGAACCGCGCAUGCGGCUGGGCAGGUCCUCUCGCCGGCAUCGUCUUUUCCUACCGCAAGCCACAGCUGGGUUUACUUCAGGACACCCGGCCGGCCGGCCAGCCAAACACACAAACAAACCGGCCGGUGUGUGUCAGCCUCCCCGGCGAUGGGCUCAGACUGGAGCAGCCCCGAAGAGCGAGAGCCCCUCUUGCAGCACCAGCCGCCGCCGCCGCCACCAACACCGCCCAGGCGCCCCGUUUUGCCCGAGCGGUACCCUCAGCAUGGGGGGCUCGCCGGGGCGGCGGCGGCGGCGGCGAUCGCUGCCCCCGGGGCCCAAGGCCGGAGCCAAAGGCCGGCUCGCGCGGGGCCGCCGCCGCCGCUGCUACCGCCGCGCCUGACGCCGGUGCCGCGCCGCGUCUACGCUCGGCGCUGGCUGGUCCUGCUGCUCUUCUCGCUGCUGGCCUUCGUGCAAGGCCUGGUGUGGAACACCUGGGGCCCCAUCCAGAACUCGGCCCGCCAGGCCUUUCCCUUCUCCAGCUUGGACAUCGCCCUGCUCGUCUUCUGGGGGCCCAUCGGCUUCGUGCCCUGCUUCGCCUUCAUGUGGCUCAUGGACAAGAAGGGCCUCAGGGUAACUGUGCUGUUAACAUCAUCCCUCAUGGUGGUUGGAGCUGGCCUGAGAUGUGUGCCUGUAUCAGACCGGGAAACAAGGAAAUGGUUGAUUCAUGGAGGGCAGCUGCUGAAUGGACUGGCAGGCCCAACUGUAACUAGCGCUGCUCCAUUCCUUUCCACAACAUGGUUUUCUCCAGAUGAGCGUGCCACUGCCACAGCUAUUGCGUCGCUGAUUGGUUACCUUGGUGGAGCGUGUGCAUUUUUAGUAGGACCGUUGGUGGUGCCAGGGCCAAAUGGCACAUCGACAGCUCCACUUCCACCUGGAAGCAGCCCUGAGGUUAUAAAAGACCGCAUUGAGGCUGUGCUAUAUGCAGAAUUUGGCAUUGUGGCUCUGAUAUUCUCUGCAGCCCUUGCUUACUUCCCAUCACGUCCUCCAUUUCCACCCAGUGUGGCUGCAGCUAGUCAGAGACUCAGCUACAGAAGAAGUUUUUGUAGAUUGUUAAGCAAUCCCCGGUUUCUGAUGAUUGCUCUAGCCUAUGCGAUACCAUUGGGUGUUUUCUCUGGAUGGUCUGGUGUUCUAGACUUGAUAUUAACCCCAGCUCACAUAAGCCAAGUGGAUGCAGGUUGGAUUGGAUUCUGGUCCAUUGUAGGAGGCUGUGUGUUUGGCAUAGCUCUGGCAAGAUUUGCUGAUUUUAUCAGAGCGAUGCUGAAACCUAUACUUAUCCUGUUAUUAUCAGGAGCAACUCUGUCAUCCAUCUGGUUCACGUUGACAUGCUUAACAACUGUCAUUCAUCUUCCUUUAACUACAGCCACAUUGUAUGCCUCCUCCAUUUUGCUGGGUGUCUUCUUGAACAGCAGCGUACCUAUAUUCUUUGAACUUUUUGUGGAAACAGUCUAUCCUGCUCCGGAAGGAAUUACCUGCGGUGUGGUCACCUUCCUGAGCAACAUGUUCAUGGGAGUCCUACUAUUUUUUCUUUUUUUCUAUCAUGAAGAGUUCUCCUGGUUCAACUGGUGUGUCCCAGGAUCCUGCUUACUAAGUCUUCUACUCAUCCUAUGCUUCAGGGAAUCCUAUGAUAGACUCUACCUCGAUGUUAUUGUUUCUGUUUGACAGCACAGAACAGAAUGGAGUUCAAGAGGAGAAUGGAAGUUGGUAACAUGGAUGGCCUGUACCCUCAGAACUUGCAUAGGCGGAAGAAAAUGCAGAGUUUUAACAUGAACAAUUUAACUGAAUUUACAAAGAGAUUUUUAAAGAAUACUUCCUAAUUUGGUAUUUUAUUCUUUAGAUAAUUAUGAGCCUUGUAUUUGAAUGGGAAUUAGAUUGUUUUUAAGGGAGAGAGUCUAGAUUAUGAAUUGUGAUAUUUUAUUUUAUAAGCUAUUUAACUGGUUGUACAGAUUUUGUGCCAACGCAAACCAUUUACAAGAGAAAUAUAAUAGCAAUAUAAUUUAACUUGGGGUAUAAGGGAAGAACCUCUGUCCAUUUUUUUUAAUUUUUUGCACUCUGAACAGUCAAGUGUGAGUUCUGAUAAUUUAACUUUUUCUGGUUCUUAAAAAUAACAUUUUGUACUCCUUGUGGUUGCACAAGAAGAACAGUGCUCCUAUUAAUGGCAAAGACUUUCAACAUAGGUUGUUGGGGAAUACACAACUUGGUCCCUUAUUGUGACGUAUCUGCCUUUUUUUUUUUUUGCAAACAAGAAUAAUGGAUAGAUAUAAAUGAUCCUAUCAAGACAUCGGUUUUUUAUAUAAUUAUGGUUAAAUGAUUAAUUUCUAUUGAAAUGUUUUCACAAAUGUCCUGAGUUUAUUUUUUAGCUAUUUCUGUUUCUGAUGUGAGGCUACCCAUUAUGGUUAAAAGUUCACCUCCUUGUCUCCCCGUAAAACAGUUUGAUACACUAAAACCUGGUCACCAGCUGCAGGCUUGGUAUAGGAAAUUAUAUCUGUUAUCAAAGAAUGGUGACAGAAUCUGUAGAUCAGGAUAGAUCUCUUCUUUUGUACCCCUUCUUCUUUUAUAUAUAGUUCUGUUUUCCCACCUCAACAAAUCAAGCCCUCCUUCUGUCUCAAAAAACUCACAAAUCUGCUUACACCAAGGUGAUAGUUUUCUGUCUAAGGUUUUUUAGGUUUAUUCCUCAGAUCGUGUGGUUUUCUUUUUAAGGUUGCCUAUUGUGCAUGACCUUGGGUUCCUUCUUUUUUCCAGAUACGCUUUCAGGUGCUCUUAGAGGCAAAAAUUAAAUGCCAAAUCAAAUGGAAAGUACCGAGUGUCCAGCAAUGCCUCUGCAAUGCCAGCUAUAUCGCUCCCUGAAUCUGAAUUCUAAAGUUUGUUCUUCACUUCACUUCGUUCUCCAUUCUCUUUGUUUUACACAGUCUCACAGGCUCAUGCUUUGCAACAAAUCCGAAGCGACCGGUCCUUUGCCAAAGACAGGCUGUCCAGAGCAAGGCAACACCCUUGCGGGGAGAUGGCCGGUCCGUGUUUUCUAAACGAUGGCCAGCUUGAUUCCCUUUGAACACAAAAUCUUCAAGUCACUUUAGUAACUCUUCUUACCUUUCCCCUUAAUAUGGAUUGCACUUUAAUUCUGACUUUGUUCUUUGCAGUCAGUCCCCUCCUCCACUCUCCCACUGUGUAUGUGUGCAUGUAUAAUUUGUUUCUACAUACAAAUGUUUUUAUUAAGAGAUUACUCUUCUUCUUUAGCAUAUUCCUGCCACGUUACAUACGUAGUGAGAAAUUUGUAAUGAUAUGUUAGUCUAUUAGCUAUUAGAAAAGCCGCUAGGUCAGGAAAGAAAUAGUUUACACAACAUAGUUAAGCCAUAGAACUAAUAAAGUUUUUUUUCUCUCUCCUCUGUCUGCAAGAGAGGAGUAAUGUAACCAUCAUGCCUGGAGGCUUUUGAUGAUGCUGGGAUGUAAUAUUCUGCUUGAGUGAGAACUCUGAAUUGGAUGUGUCUGGCUUCUGCCAGGAAUUCCAUUCUGUCAUCCUUGAUUCAUUUGGCCACUCUAAUUCUGAAAUUAAGGGAGACUCUUCAGACUUGCUACCUUUUCCUCUGUGUUCAGUCAUUCACUUUGUUCUGUAGAGAGAUUGAAUAUUUCUUCGUAGGGGCAUUUGAGAUUGUAAGUGGAAUUAUUUGUGUCAUUUUUAUAGCGUCAGCAUUGCUGCCAUUUUGUAUACAUACAGGAUAGUAGAAUGUGGUGAUUUGAUAAACUGAAGCUUGACAGCUCAUGGAAGUCUGAUUUACCUUUUCAGUAAGAAGCAUAGCCAUCUUUUGUAUCUCUAUUUAAUUCUGAUUACCCCUCACUUACAGGGAAGCUCUUUUCUACUUAAGCAGGAUGCCUGGUCGCUUUUCUUUCAUGAUCGUCCUUUCGGGCAGCAACAGCUGCAAAAGAAGGAAUACAGUCGGGCUGCCCAGAAAGAAGCUUCCUCAUUUAACACCCUUUCGGACUUCUGGGCCUUCUUCAUUGUGGAAAAUUAUAUGAAGCAAAGCUAAACUUUUCUUGGCGUGGGGAGUUAACUAUAGGGCCGUCCUGUUCAGAUUAAAGAUUUGCACAUACAAAAUAUGUUCAUUGGAAGCAGAAAAACAUUUGUCACAUAAAUGACUAGAGCCAUGUCAUUUUUUUUUCAGCAUUAGCUAAAAUUGGUCCAUAGACUCAGAUUAAAAUUAAUGUUUUCCUAGGAGCAUUUUCAGUUAUCUUUCUGCCACUUCUUACUGUGGGAGUUAGAGGAAAAUUAAUUCUCUAACAACAGAAUGAAACAAAAACAAAAUUGUUGUGUUGUCUCUAAGACUGACAAAUUGAUUUCAGUGUGAGCUGUCAUAGAUUAUUAGACACAUCUUUAGAAACCUGUUUAUGAGCAACUGGGCUGUCAUCCGUGAGAUCUCGUGCUGAAAUACAUUUGUUUGCCUUAAAGCUGCCACAGUAUUUCAAUACUGCUGAAACAGACUAACACAACUACCUCUCUGAUAACUGCAGUUAGGAAUCCCUGUGUGGUUUUUCUGCUAAUAAAUAAGUCUAGGGCUCUUAAGAAAUUAAAUACAAACAUUUCAGAUUAUUCAGUCAGCAGCUUGAUAGUUUGUGGCAGUUUUAUGCAUGUGUUCCUAAUUUUUGACUGGCUCCUCUGUAAUUUGUAUUGAAUAACCAUGGUCAUCCAUGCUUUCAAAUGUAGCUGCAGUAUGUCAUCAGUUAUGGUCAAUAAGCCAGUGAAAUUGGAUCAGUUCAAUGGCAAUUCUAAAUGGUUGUGAAAAAGGAAGCACUCUGUCAAUGAAGCUUCUCCUCUCUGGGCUUUAAGGUUCAUUUUAUAAAAAUGCUUCACAAUUGAGACCUGGAUGCCUUAGCUCCUAUCUCAGAUUUACAGCACAAAUAUUUGGGGGAACGGGGCAUUAUGGGGGAAAAAGGGAGAAAUUCUUUUAGUUUUGGUGGCUAACAGAUUCAGAUGUCAGUCUUGCAGGACAACUGCUUCAUCUGUUCCUAUUUCUACGCCUGUUUACUGGGAGAAGGUCUCACUAAACUAAGUAGAUCUCUUCAGCAACUGUGGUUUGAGCUGAUAGAUGCUUGAUACUAAACCUCUGUAGUCUUGUGCCAUACUAGCUGUGUUGGGCCGUUCUAGGACCAGUUUUGUCCUUGUAUACAUAAUGAUAGACGAGGGUUCAUAAAUCUGAGAAAAGAAACCCAGGGUCCUCAAGAUAUUGUUGGACUCCUUUGCCCCAUCCAGCAUGGCCAGUGUUCAGAUGUCUGCAGGGUCACAGGUUUCUCUCCUUUGAUGGAUAUUGUGCUAUGUGAGGCUGUUGUUACUAAUUAAUGAAGGAGAUAUUGGCUGACAAAUAUUAACUGUAGGCCAUUUUUAGAUAGCUAAGGGAUAGAUUCUUGUCAUUUUCAGAUUAAUGGAUGAUUGUUCUUAAGCUUCCCUUUGUUUGCCGUUGGAAGUUCAUUAAACCAUUCCUUUUAGUUGAACUUCACUUGAAAAUAAGCUCAAGUGUGAGUCAAUUUAUGCGGUUUAUAUGUACUAUCCAAUAUUUUUUAUCUCAGAUCUACUUUUACUUGAAAGCCUGAUACUGUACUAUUGAAAUAACAGUGUCUUAAUGCAAGUACAUUUGUUCAGGAUUCAGGUGUCACAAUUGUUAUUUUCUUUUCUUUUCUUAUAUAUGCUUUCAGGAACAAAAUUUUUAUCCCAUUUCUAGCUUUGAGGAAACACUAUUUGAUCAGUUCCUUGGUCCUAGUGAUGCUAUUAAUUCUCAUUUGCUGGCUAUACUUUUGCCCACUGAGUUGCAUUCUGCAUGCUAAGUCAUGCAGUAUUAUAGUUCCUCGUGCCGGAUGGAAGCUACUGGCCAAACUUGCUGUAUUGCACAUUUCAAAAAGAGUGUUGUGGUAUUUUAGACACUAACUACUGUGCCAAGAUGAAUUGCUUAAAAUAAUUGGAGAGCGUAUUUUUCAUCCGAUAUUUAUAAAUUCUCAAGACAGAAACGGCAACUUAGAAGAAGUAUUCCUUCCUAUCUGAGAAGGCCUCUUCCAGGUAAUGAGAAAUACCUCUUCUCAGGUGGCCUGGCAGCCACACAUCAGUUAUUUGGCUAUAUAUCCUAGUCAUGGAGAAGUAAAAGGAGUUGCCAGGGCUGUUGUCUGUGGCACUGGGAACUUUACUUGCUAUGCUUUGAGUUUUGGAGAUUUUGCCUAAUAUUGCUUAUGCAUUUUCUUUACUACAAUAAAGACUGGUGUGCUGUUUAAAAACAUUAUUUACUGAAACUGUUAAAAACAUACUACUUUUGGCAAUACUACAUUCAGUGACUUUUCAGAAUCCCUUGUAUAUACUGUAUUUAGGACUUCCCAUUCCAUAAUGAAUGAUCUUAUUUACCUUUUUAAUACUUUUGAGAGCAAUUUGCAUUCCUCCCUUGUACAGUAUCUGCAAAUCUGAUUUGCUGUCUGAAAAUCUCAAGCUUCCAGUUUUCAUUGUUUAGGAGAACAAACAAUAAAAACUGAAAGCUUGAGAUUUUCAGACAGCAAAUCACAUUGCAGAUAACAAGGGAGGAAUGCAAAUUGCUCUCAAAAGUAUUAAAAAGGUGAGAAAGGUGAUUGAAAGAAUGGUGCAGUUGUCAAGAUUUUCAAUUACAAGUUUUGAACCUUCAUCUCAAACUUGAUGCUGUUGUUUUUACUCAUUGGUAAGACAUCCUCAUGCUCUGAAUGCCAUUGGUUAAAUAAUGGGAAAUCUUUUAGGUAAGUUGUGUCAUAAGUGAUUAUUGCCUUGAGCAAUGCUGGAAUAUAUUUUUUUAGUAAGGUCACACCAAUCUUCUACAGAAUACCAGCAAAUUGCUGUGAUUUGCUCAGAGGUUGUUUCUGCUUGGCUUAAUGUAAAUGACAAAACUCAUUCAGUGACUUUGUAUUUAAUGCAGCUAAUGCUUUCAAAAACUGUUCUCACUUUUUCCAGUUUUCUUUAAAUGUAACUCUUUUUAUAUGCAGUUAUUCACAUGUCAAAAUCCUGCAUGUUCUGUAAUGUAUGGUACCCCUACCUGUGUUUCAGAGAAAGAGGUUUUCUAUGUUAAAAUACUUACAUUCGUAAGCACAUUGCAGGAUUUAUUGUAACUAAAUCCGGUAGUAUGAACAUGAAGAAAACCCCACCCAUCUUGUCUGUGGAUAUGACAUUUUGUAAAUCAAAACUGAAAUUGUAAAAAUUGGGGGGGGGAGUAGCAUUCAUUAGGGUUUGUAUAAAUUUUAAUUUUUUGUAGUUUUGUAAAAAUAUAUAUUUUUAUUUUAUGGCAAGUUCUACUUUUGUAUGUACUAUACUGACAUGGGACACAGUUCAUCAGAAGCAUAUCCUGCUUUUGUCUUACUGGAUUAAAAUAAACUUGUUUCAACAUUAUUCUAUUUACCUCCUUCCCUUCCUCUUAAGCAGGACAGGUUUCUCAUGUAUUGUGCCUGGGAUGUCUUUUAUUUUUUAAUUAAAAUUAUUUAAACCCAAUGUCUAUACCUGGAAAUGUAAAUGUCACCUAUCAAUUUGGAGUUCUGUUGAAACCAGAAUCUUGGUGUUAAACAUUGUGUGUUGACUUGUAUAAUACUUGAUAACAUUAAAAAGGAGGGGUGUGGAUUGUUAA
Pogona vitticeps (central bearded dragon) is the source of this 7967-nucleotide messenger RNA. RefSeq names its product solute carrier family 49 member 4 (gene SLC49A4). NCBI's taxonomy places the organism in Eukaryota, Metazoa, Chordata, Lepidosauria, Squamata, Agamidae. Gene Ontology annotation, molecular function: transmembrane transporter activity. Gene Ontology annotation, biological process: transmembrane transport. Gene Ontology annotation, cellular component: intracellular membrane-bounded organelle; membrane. The record is from RefSeq and is a predicted model, not a curated record.